Messenger RNA from Hibiscus syriacus, 535 nucleotides. RefSeq names its product UV-B-induced protein At3g17800, chloroplastic-like. NCBI's taxonomy places the organism in Eukaryota, Viridiplantae, Streptophyta, Magnoliopsida, Malvales, Malvaceae. The record is from RefSeq and is a predicted model, not a curated record. Bases 11 to 535 code for a protein of 174 amino acids. The transcript has a single exon.
UAUAUAUCUCAUGGAAAAGGUUUGGCUUUACAGGAGAAUUGUUGAGGUUAAGGCAAAUGAGCGAAAUAAAGCUUUGGAGGAAAUCCUCUACGCAUUGGUUGUACAGAAGUUGUACAACCAAUACAACCAAUGCGUAGAGGACAUGGGACUUGCAGGGGACCAUCAAGCUGUUCCAUCGUGCCCUGAAGUCUCAUCUUGGUCUGGUAUCAUCAGUCCUGAAGAGUACGCUAACUUGGUAAAGCCCUCUCAGUUACGGACUUACGUGAUGUCCUUUGAUGGGGAGACACUUCAUAGAUUUGCUACUAUUAGAUCGAAAGAAUCUGUCAGCAUUAUUGAGAAGCACACAGAGGCCCUAUUUGGAAGAUCCGGCACUGUUAUUACUCCUCGGGGGACUGCUUGUUCUUCGAAGAACAAGCGUAUUAAGAUUAGCUUUGGUGGUUUGAAGAGCCUUGUUUUGGAGGCUGUCACUUUUGGUUCUUUUCUAUUGGAUGUUGAAAGCUUAAUAGACUCAAGGUACCAUUUUGUUAUGAAUUAG